Salmo salar (Atlantic salmon) is the source of this 4667-nucleotide messenger RNA. It is a transcript of the gene zbtb41, whose product is annotated as zinc finger and BTB domain containing 41. The record is from RefSeq and is a predicted model, not a curated record. Lineage: Eukaryota; Metazoa; Chordata; Actinopteri; Salmoniformes; Salmonidae. Gene Ontology annotation, cellular component: nucleus. Gene Ontology annotation, molecular function: protein binding; DNA-binding transcription factor activity, RNA polymerase II-specific. Gene Ontology annotation, biological process: regulation of transcription by RNA polymerase II.
ACGAGCGCGUUGUUUGUUUGCGACGUUUACCCAAGAAUGUGAAGGUGGGGCGUUUUGCGAUAUUCAGGAAAUUGUCAUUUUUCUAUUUUUCUCAUAGUAGAGAUGUACGAGUGUAUUUCGUUUUUUUUCUUAGCGUGCUUACACUUCUAAGAACUCUUUGAAUGGUUCCCCAUUUAACAUAAUGAUGACGAGAAAACCCAACCAACCUCAACCCCCAAAGAGAAGAGGAAAGGUCAGUGCUAGUGUCAGUGGGCAAAUUGACUCACUGGACAACAAUACCAUGACUGAUUCAGAGACAGUUCCUCCAUCACAAAAGAGGCACCUGACCAUGAUGCAGCAUGGCGACAACCUCCUCAAGUUUCUAAAUGAGGACCGAACGAAGCAGAGGUUCUGCGACGUCUCCGUCAGUGUGGGCGGGAAGCGCUACAGAGCCCACAAAGCCAUGUUGGCGCACGGUAGCAGCUACUUCCACGCCGAGCUGACCAAAAACCCAACCGCCAAUCACGUGAUUCUCGACCACGUGGAGGAUUCCGUGUUCCAACACUUACUGCACCUCCUUUACACGGCCGAGUGCGUCAUCCCCGAGAGCGAGGUCCCUGCCCUGACUGAAGCGGCCGGCUUCCUGGACAUGAUGGAUGUAGUGAAGCUCCUGGCAGGAGAGGGGGAUGGCCGGCCAGCGCUUGCCCGAGUGGAGAUUAAGUCCGUGGGGGAACCAAGCUCAGAGAAGACCUCUAAAGCUUCUGACCUUCCAUCGGACUGUGUCGGGGUCCAAAGCCCAGUCCAGGCUGGUGCCCACCAUUGUUCAUUCUGCAGCCGCACGUUUUGCUACAAGAAGUCUCUGGAGAACCAUUUAAACAGGAACCACAGUAGCAGCACCGAGGGAGACGCCAGAGAAAAGGAGGUCAAUCAAGAGGUUACUACUACGGUAACCACGACCCGGAGGUCUGCCCGCAGGAGGAGAGUUCCCGCUAAAUUGGAGAGAGGUGACGCAGACAGCGCCGGUGCAACGGAGGGGAAGCUACAUCAAGACUCCGCUAGUAGAGACCUAAACACCACAGAGGAAGACGACGAGGAAGAUGAAGAAGAACAAGAAGAUGGGAGAAAACCAAAGCACAUAUCCGACACAGGAGAUGCACUCACCCCAACCGAGGGUGAGGAGGCGGAAGAGGAGAGGGAGGAGGAGGAGAUGGUGGAGGAACGUCAAAGUGCGUUAGUACGGGGAGCAAGAGAGAGCGGUGAGAGUUCAGAGGUGGAGACAACAGAACACCAGACAGUCAAUGAGGUGGAGGUAUAUAGUCAGGCUGCCAAUGGUUCUAACUAUGGAACAGUGUACCCAGAGGGACUGGCUCCUGUCAUCAUCCAGAGCGUAAGCAAGAAGACGCUCAAGUGCCCCAAGUGUGACAAGACCUUUGACCGCACAGGGAAGUAUGAGAGUCACACCAGGGUACACACAGGAGAGAAGCCCUUCCAGUGUGACGUGUGUCUGCAGUGUUACUCCACCAAGUCGAACCUCACUGUACACAAGAAGAAGCACGCCAGUGACGCCCCAUUCCAGAAGAAGGACCACAAGUGCUCCUUCUGCAACAAGCUCCACGCCAGCAAAAAGACCCUCGCCAAACACGUCAGAAGGUUCCACCCGGACCACAUUCAGGAGUUCCUGGCCAUGAGGAGGAAGAAGAACGAUGGAUGGAAGUGUGAUAUCUGCCACAAGUCUUUCACACGUAGACCCCAUCUGGAGGAGCACAUGAUUUUACACACGCAAGACCGACCCUUCAAAUGUGCCUUCUGCGACGACUACUUCAAGUCCAGGUUUGCCCGCUUGAAGCAUCAAGAAAAGUACCAUUUAGGUCCGUUCCCAUGUGACAUCUGUGGCCGCCAGUUCAACGACACGGGUAACAGGAAGAGGCACAUUGAAUGUACACACGGGGGCAAGAGAAAAUGGACCUGCUUAAUCUGUGGGAAGUCAGUGAGGGAGAGGACAACGUUGAGAGAACAUUUGCGGAUUCACAGCGGAGAGAAACCUCACCUCUGCAGUAUCUGUGGACAGAGUUUCCGCCACGGCAGCUCUUAUAGGCUUCAUCUUCGAGUCCACCACGACGACAAGCGCUACGAGUGUGACGAAUGCGGAAAGACGUUCAUACGCCACGACCAUCUGACCAAACACCAGAAAAUACACUCGGGGGAGAAAGCCCACCAGUGUGAGGAGUGUGGGAAGUGUUUCAGGCGCCAUGAUCACCUGACCGUCCAUUACAAAAGUGUCCACCUGGGAGAGAAGGUGUGGCAGAAGUAUAAAACAGCUGUGCAUCAGUGUGAGGUCUGUAAGAAGGAGUUCAAAGGGAAGUCCAGUCUGGAGAUGCACUUCAGAACACACUCAGGUGAAAAACCUUACCGAUGCCCCGUGUGCCAACAGACGUUCCGCAUUAAGAAGACCCUCACCAAGCACAUGGUGAUCCACUCGGACGCCCGCCCCUUUAACUGCCCGCACUGCAGCGCCACCUUUAAGAGGAAAGACAAGCUGAAGUACCAUAUGGACCAUGUACACGGUGCUAAGUCCACUGAGCAGCAGCACCACCAGCAGCCUCCGGUGGUGCUGACAGAGGACAAGAUGGUGACCCUGCCUUAUAAUACCCACGGCCCCUCCAAAGUGUACCGGGCUGAACCCAAGACCGUUCUCCAGAAUGUCCCCUCCGACGUAUGUGUGCCUGUCACGCUGGUGCCCGUCCAGAUGCCCAGGGUGGUCUCGGGGGUACAGGGUGACCUGGGGGGACAUGUAACCUGCCCGCCCCAAGGUCAGGGGCAGCAGCAGACAGCUGGGGGGUACCAGACUGCCACGGAGCUGGCGUUCCUGGAGAAGUACACGCUUACCCCCCAGCCGGCCAACAUUGUUCACCCGGUGCAGCCUGACCAGAUGUUGGACCCCAGGGAUCAGUCAUACCUGGGUACCCUGCUGGGCCUGGACUCUGCCACCCCCGUCCAGAACAUCUCCAACUCGGACCAUGUCGCCCAUUGAUAAUGCCUCUCUAUACUUCCCGUUUGGCAACAUUUUAUUUAAAGGGUACCUACAUAAGGACAUUAUAACACAUUUAUAAUCCAUACAGUACACAUUUAUAACCCAUACGAAACUGUAUAAGCCCAUAGAGGUAACGUUUAUUUGAAGGGUGUGGUUGUUAACGUAAGCAUUCACAAAAUGCUCAUGCACUGCUUAUGCAUGGCUUAUGUAUAGUUUAUGAAUGGGUUAUGAAUCUGUUAUGAAUGGGUUAUGUAUGGGUUAUGAAGUAUUUAUGUAGCUAGCCUUAAAAUAAAAUGUGAUCGUCCUGCUCUUUUAACCUCUGCAGCUUAUUUAGGGGAGAACGCUCUGGUAGAAACAGAUGGUGUCGAACAGAUCUCGUUGUCAGCCGUGUGGAACAGGGAAUCUCAUCAGCUCCAUUUGUGAUAUUUAUAUCUGCGAUCGUCCAAACGUUGCACCACCUUGAUUGAGCCCCAACUCUUUCAUCAUAUUGGGUUCAAAGAGCACUUUUUAAAGUUUCUCUUGUCACACAAAAGCCUCAGAUCUCUGUCAUUCCAUAAAUUAGUGUGAGUGAGUGAGUGAUGUAUAUUGUGACAGGAGCCUGAUUGAUUACAAAAGGUAAUUCCAGAACAGGGUGUCUCAUUUUUAAAAAGCUGGCUGUAAGUCUGAAUCUUACAGGUGUAAUCUGGCUAUUUAUUCACAAUUUAAAUUGAAUUAAAGUAUUAUAGAACGCAUUUACCCCAUGCAAAUCAAGUUCCAUAAUAUUCCACAUGUUCCUUACCAGUUACCACAGAAUUUUAGAGUAACAAUCAAUCAUGGUGUUGUCAGCCUGUUGCUCCGGGGUGAAGUUUCCCCUGUACAGAUCUAGGAUCAGAUUCCCCUCCCCCAAUAGUAACCAUAACCAAUUACACCAUCAGUAGGGGAAAUGCAAAACUGAUCCAAGAUCAGCGUCUAGGGGUGACGUCCCUACACCCAGCGGGCUCCUCAAAACUAGAAAGGUCUGUUUAAUCAGUGUAUCAUGAGGUCAACCACGUCUGAAUCAAUCUUAAAAGUAUUCUGUAUAUUAUGUAUAUCAUGUUGUUUCUUUCACAAUGGACAGGAGGGAACAGCCUGGGUAGUAUGUAUAAAACACCCUGAUCUAGGAUCAGACCACCCCCCCGUCCAUGUAAUCUUAUUCAUUAUGAUCUAAAAGGCAAAACUGAUCCUAAAUCAGCACUUCUACUCUGAGACGCUUGAUACUUAUGAUAGGUUUCUGUCCUUAUGGGGAUGUACUAUAUGUUGCCUUAUAGGGGAUCACCAUGUUUAUUAAUGUGCAUUAUAAUCCGGUUGGUUCGAGCCCUGUUUGCUGAUUGGCUGAAAGCCGUGGUAUAUCACAAGUAUGACAAAAUAUUUAUUUUUACUGGUCUAAUUAUGUUUGUUACCAGUUUAUAAUAGCAAUAAGGCACCUCAGGGAUAUGUGGUAUAUGGCCAAUAUACCACGGCUAAGGGCUGUAUCCAGGCACUCCACGUUGUGUUGCGCAUAAGAACAGCCCUUAGCCGUGGUAUAUUGGCCAUAUACCACACCCCCUCAAGCCUUAUUGCUUAAAUAAACUUGACUUCUCUCUGUCUGUCCAAUACAACCUCUAAAUAAACUCGACUUCUCUCUGCCUUUACAAUACAA